Molecule: messenger RNA, 711 nt
Organism: Thelazia callipaeda (thelaziosis nematode)
Lineage: Eukaryota; Metazoa; Nematoda; Chromadorea; Rhabditida; Thelaziidae
Source: the annotation of a GenBank genome assembly
AUGAAUAUAUUUCUGAUUCUAUGUUUGUACGAAUUUAUAGUGCCAUCAGCUCCGCGGGAUCUGGAAGUUGUUUUGGUUAAUGCUUCUGCAGUAAAGGUGAGCUGGGAGAAACCACUGUAUGCAAAUGGCGAUAUCAUCGGAUAUUAUGUAUAUAAAGAUCGGUUGUUAAACGGUGAACCUGUAAAUGACAAGUUACAGCGAGCCAUUAUCUAUGAUCAACAUAAAACACAUACUUUAAUUACUGGACUUCAACCAAAUACAGAAUAUUCUUUUCGUGUAAAUGCUUUUAACCGACAUGGUGACGGUGAAUUUAGUCCAAGCAAAAAAAUCCUUACUGGAGGAAUGCCUCCAUCUGAACCCGAAACUCAAUCUGUCAGUUUGUUAAGUGAUGAAACUCCAUUGCGGGCUCGGGUUGACUGGAAACCACCAGCGUUAACUUAUAAUUUGCCGAUUAACAAAUAUGUGAUCUGGUACAAUCCGUUUGAUCAUAAGAAUGCACGGAGACUUGAAGUACCUGGUACACAGAACUUUGUGGUCCUUGAUGACUUAUGUGCGUUAAUGGGACGACUGUAUGAAAUCAAUAUAGCUGCGGAAAAUGACGAUGGAUUAAGUGCCAAUAGAACGGAAUGGUUGACAACUCCAGUUGGAAUACCGGAAGCUGAACCGAUGAAUGUACGCUAUGAGAUUAAUGCUGAUCAGGUAAAUUGUUAG